Messenger RNA from Closterium sp. NIES-67, 6231 nucleotides. NCBI's taxonomy places the organism in Eukaryota, Viridiplantae, Streptophyta, Zygnematophyceae, Desmidiales, Closteriaceae. The record is from the annotation of a GenBank genome assembly.
CUAGAUGAAGCACACCGGACCAGACGGAGUUGCUCGAGACUGUUUCUACUCGAGCUUUGCUGGACUGCUUUAGGGCGCGAGUGACACUCUAGCUGGGUUCUUACUGGCGGCCGCAUGGUGGCGACCGCGUUGCCGUGUUGUGCAAUACGCGUGUACGUGGAGUGACCAAGUGCCUGGGGUGAAGGUGCGGCGCCGUGCAUGGAGGCGUCGGAGGGCUUGUGCCGGCAGCAGAUGGGCGACGGCAGCGACGUGCGUCCCCGCGAGGCAGCCUGCGGUUGCCUGCCUAUGGGCGCCGACGUUGCGGCGGGGUAUGCGCGUCUGGACGCGCGGAGCCUUGCGGCGACCAAUGGAACCCAGUCACCCUCUCUGGGCGGAGAGGUCCACAGUAGCGCGGGCAGCGGGCCGCAGCAAGGCGAGGCGGGUUUGAGGGAGGGAGAAUGCAGACCAUGUAGCGGAUCCAGCAGCGCGCGACAGGCAGGGUCGGAGGGCACCGAGCGGAACGGGUUUUGGCGGAAGCGCAUAGUGCGCAUGAUGCGCGGAGCCACUGAGGAGGGCGGCAUAGCAGCGGGUAAGGGUGCAAUUGGGGCGGAGAGCGCGGGUGAUUCGGCACGUACAUGGGGGCGGGAGGGGAGUUCGUGGGACGUGGAGGCAGGUAGGGGCGCAGCAGGCGGCGAGGCACGGGCGCGCAGCAGCGUCUUCCCAUACGACUGGGUCGUUGCGCCAAGGGCCCCUGCCCGCCUGUUGCUGCAGCACCGCGACCGCACCCCGCCGGCGCUCAAUCCACGGCCCGCCACGCCCACGUCCUCCGCGUCGUCCGCGUCGACCUCUUCCCCCGCCUGGCCUUCCGCCCGCCCGUCUGCGCCCGCCGCCGCGCUGCCGCCCUGUCAGCAGCCGGGCGCGGUGAUGACGUCAGCGUGGUACGAGGUGGUGGCGGAUGAGAUGGAGGAGGAGGAGGCGGAGGAGGAGGAGGAGCGCAUGAGCGACGGCGACUGCACGGACGACGGGCUCGACGCCACCCACCGCACCCACCCGCUCUGCUGCUGCUGCUGGCCUCUCCUCCCCCCCUCCCCCGCUCCCCUUCCCCCCGCCUCCUCCCGCCGCUCCUCGCGCUCCUCUCAGGCCGCUGGGCUUAGCGCGCAGCCGGGGGGGAACGGCGCGCUGAGCGAGGGCGGAGGGCACGUGACGGACGACUUGGAGCGGCGGAGGCAGGGAGCGGGGAUGGGGGAGGGCGAGGCGCGGAAGGGAGAGGCAAGGCGGGGGGCGGUGGCGUGGGUGCGCGGCAUGGACUGGGAGUCGCGGCGGUGCCAGCUGUCCAUCUUCGCCGCCGUCAUGCUGGCGGGGCUGGCGGCGGCCGCCGUGGUGUUCUGGGCCACGUACAGGAGCUACCAGCAGAACAGCAUGAGCGUGCUGACCACUCUGUGCGACACCUGGGCCGCGCUGCUGAACGAGCGACUCGACGACUCUGCCAAGCAGGCUCGCCUGCUGUCGGCGCUGCUCUCCAUCCUCUACUUCCGCUCCAACCCACCCCUGCUCAAUCAGAGCAUGUUUUCGGACUUCAUGCGUGAGUCCCGCCUGUCGCUGCACCUCUUCCACAACGUCGCCUUCGCCCUGCGCCUCUCACCCGCCCUCCGCCCCGCCUGGGAGGCCGCCAACAAUGCCACCACGCCCUGCAUCAUGGAUGAGAGCAGGCGGUGUGCAGGGGAGCGCCGGGAGUACGCGCCCAUAGUGUUUGAGGAGCUGUCCCAUGCGCCGCACCGCGGCCUCGACCUCUACCACCUGGGCGAGCUCAACGCCACGGUGUGGCGAGCGCGGCAGCAGCUGAGUGCGGUGGUGUCGCCCAUCCUGGCGGCCUCCCACGCCCCCACGGCCGCGCAAUUCUCCCCCGCCGCUGCAUCCGAUGCGCACGUGUUCAAGGUGCUGCCUGUCUUCCGCUCCGCCCGCGCGUACCUGCCUGCCGCCGGGGACACGGGCGAGGAGGAAGCGGGCAGUGGCGCAAUGGACUCGGGCGUGGGGGAGGGCGAGGUGGCGGGGUUCGUGGUGGCGGAGAUGGACGUGGACGGGCUGUGGCAUGACAUCAUCAAGGCAGCAUCCCCCUCGGCGGACAUGGUGCUGCAGAUAGUGGACGUCACGGACGGCAGCACGCCGCACCUCGUGCUGGACGCCUCGCGCCAGGCCUACAGCGCGGCGGACCAGCUGGCGCAGGGGCCGUUUGCGCGCGUGAAUAGCAUUGACUUCGGGGACCACAUGAGGCAGUACGAGCUCAGAUGCAGAUACGAGAACAUGGCGGUGCCGGUGCUGCCGGUGGUGUGGAUGGUGCUGGUGCUGGUGGUGGUGGCGGGUGCGGCGUACCUGCUGUGCUUGGCGCAGAAGCACCUGAGUGUGGCGCGGCGCAACCUGCGGCGCAUGGGGCUGCUAAAGGACCGCAUGAAGCGCGCCAAGGUGCUGGCGGAGAUGGGCAACCGCGCCAAGGGCACCUUCCUCGCCACCAUGAGCCACGAGCUGCGCACGCCCCUCAACGGCGUCAUCGGCAUGAUGAAUCUGCUGCUGGAGACGCCGCUGAGCGCCACGCAGCUGGACUACGUGGACACGGCGCGCACCAGCGGCAGGGCGCUCGUGGACCUCAUCAACGACAUCCUCGACCUCUCCAAGAUCGAGGCGAAGCGCAUGGUGCUGGAGAGUGCGUCAUUGGACGUGCGCAGCGACGUGGUGGACGACGUGCUGAGCAUGUUUGUGGACCGCAUCCGCGCCAACCCGCGCGUGGAGGUCGCCGCGUACGUGGACCCCGCCGUGCCCGCACUCAUCUUCGGGGACUCGCUGCGCCUGCGCCAGGUGCUGAUGAACCUGCUGUCCAACAGCUGCAAGUACACGGCGCGCGGCCACAUCUUCAUCUGUGUGCGCGCCGUGCGCUCCGACGAGGACCUGCGCCGCGUGCUGCUGCUGCGCGCCCUCACCACCCCCCACGCCCCCCCGCAUCAUGCCUCUGCUGCCGCUGGCCCCCAUGACGCCUCCGCCUGGCGCGUUGUCUCCCCCUCCGCCCUCACACGCCCCCCGUUCUCAGGGCCAGGGGCGAGGGGGGGCAGGCUGCUGCGUGCGUAUGUUGGUUCGGGGCCGCUGGGGGCGGUGGGUGGGGUGGUGGGGGAGGGGGGUGACGGGGAGGAGGGCACGGAGAGUGGUGGGUGGGCAAGUGGCAGGGAUGGGGACAGUGAAUCGGUGUGUGGGGAGGAUGGAAGGCAGAGCAGGGAGCGGGAGCGAGAGAGGAGGGGGUUUGAGACGCUGAGUGGGUAUGAGGCAGUGGAGAGCUGCAACAGCUGGGCGCACGUGCGCAUGAAGCAACAAGCCAUGGCCGCCGCCGCUGCUGCUGCUGCGGCACAGGGGGCACGUGGGGGGGGGGAAGCAGGGCAGGGCGUGGCAGCGUCAUCAGGCAUGGUGCGCUUGGUGGUGUCCGUAGAGGACACGGGAGAGGGCAUUCCUCUGAGUGCGCAGACGAGCGUCUUCAAGCGCUUUGUGCAGGCGGACGCCAGCAGCACGCGCACGCACGGCGGCACGGGCAUCGGGCUCACCAUAUCGCGGCACCUGGUGCACCUCAUGGGCGGCAAGCUCAGCUUUGUGAGCCGCCCGGGCGUGGGCACCACCUUCUACUUCGACUUCACCGUGCCCUUCCAGGCUCCCAAGACACCCGCCCCGCCCGCUGCUGCUGCUGCUGUGGAUGGCAGGGCAGCACGAGCGGCAUCCAGCAUCGACUCGUGUGACUGUGCGUUCACUGCCCCCCCGCUCUCCCCUGCCACACAUCAGCACCACGACGCACCGUACCAUGGUGCCGCUGCUGCUUCACUUGGCAUCAACUGCUCCUCCUCGCCCUCCCUCUCCCUUCCGCCUCUCCAACUCAUGCCGCCAUCAGCGGCAGCCUGCAUGCCCGCCUCACGGCCUGUGGGCGAGGCAGUCCCCUCACCAGCAAGGGCAGCGGCGGCAGCACCUGUCCCUGCGCUGCAUGUGUGGCCGUGCCCGGCGGCGCUCACAGGCCCGUACGUGGGCGUGGCAGCCGUGGUUCUGGACGACUGGCCUGUGCGCCGCGCCGUCAUGCUUACAUGCCUCGCCCGCCUGGGGGUCACUGUGCUGGAGGCUGAUGCGCACGCCCACGCCCAUGCGCCUGCCCACGGGCAUGCGUGCAUGUGCCAUGGGUGCCAGCAUGCAGCUGGUGAUGAUGGCGAAGGAGCGGGUCAUGGCAGUGCGCCAGCUGCUUCUGCUGCCGUGCAGGGGGGGGUGCAGGGCAGCAUGGCAGCCGCAGCAGGCAGUGUGGGCGGCCCUACGGAAGGUGCGUGUGGGGGCAGAGCGGGUGUGGGUGGGGUGUCAUGGGAGGCGGUGUGGGCGCCGCGGGGCAUGGUGGUGGUGGUGGAGCACGACUGGGUGGCGGAUAGGGGCGGGCUGGGCAGGGAGUGGCGCCACAAGGUGGAGGCAGCGGCGGGUUGGGUGGUGCAGCAGUACCGCCGCGCGCAUGCACGUGCUGCUGCCAUGCCUGCCGGGGGGGGCGCCACUAACAGCAAUGUGGCGGCGGGGGGUGAGCGCGGGCGGGCGUUUGGGCUACCUGACGGGUGGCGUGUGAUGGUGGUGCUGCGCGAUGCAAGGGAGGCGGCGGGGCUGAAGCAGCGCCAUGGCGUGGGCGCCACGCUCAUCAAGCCCAUCCGCCACUCCGCCCUCGCUGGGUGCCUGGGGGAGGCACUGGGGGCGGUGGGCGCACAUGCCUCGCAUGCCCUGCCCGGCCCCCAUGCUGCGGCUACUGACGCUCCUGCAUUCCUGCCACUCAGACAGACCCAAGGCACUGAUGCCCGGCUGCAAGGGGAGAAGGAGGGAGAGGUGGGGGAUGAGAGCGAGGUUGGGGAGGAGGCCCAUCUUCUUCCGUCCAUUGGGUCCGUUGGUUCGUCUCCAACUGUACCGGUGUGCGCCACCACACCCGCGCCAGCCACAGGCCUGCAGCAGCGCAGCAGCAGCACGAGUGCUCUGGCGGCCAUGCGCUAUGCAGGCAGGGGCGCACACAGGGGGGGAUCGCGCGGAGAGGGGCAGCGAGGUGUGGGGGAACGCGGGGGUGGGGGGAGCAGGGAGGGUGCCAGGCUAGCAGAACAGGUGGCGGAGGCUGCGAGAAUAGAGCGCGUUGCGGCACUGUCACCAGGAAACCGGGGCUUGGGACGGGGGGCAGCAGCAGGAGUGGUGGAAGGAGGAGCAGGGCUGGGGCGUGGAGCUGGCAUGGGUGGUGGGAGGAGCAAGAGUGCGGCUGCUGUGAGGCUGUGCAAUGCUCUGGGAGGCUUGAAAUUCCUUGUGGUGGACGACAACAUGGUGAACCGCAAGGUGAUCAGCAAGAUGCUGCAGCGCUACGAGGUGCACGUGGAGGCAGUGGAGGGGGGCGCACAGGCGCUGCAGCGACUGCAGCAGCCACAUGAGUUCGUGGGGGUCUUCAUGGACGUGCAGAUGCCUGGCAUGAACGGCUUCCAGGCCACCCGGGCCAUCCGCCAAAUGGAGGCGGCGCAAGUACCUGCCACCACUGCUGCCCAUGCACCUCUGCCUGCUGCUGCCACUGCACACCACUGCCAGCCGCUCCCGCCUGCCACCGCACCUGGGCAUGCUCACCCACAACUUCAAGACGCGUCCCCUUCAGCAGCAGCAGCAGCAGCAGGCACGCCAGAGGCAAUCACUGCACCCCCGCUCUCCUCCCCACGCCCUCCUGCUGUGUCUCCCUGCGCCUCCCCCCGGCCUGCACCGCCCAAGCGCCUGCUGGUGUUUGCGCUGACGGCGGACAUUGGCGGUGGCACGCGCGAGCGGUGUGCGGUGGUGGGCAUGGACGGGUACAUGACCAAGCCCAUCGAGGAGGAUCAGCUCUCCAACGUCGUCCUGCCCUUCUUCCAACCAACCCCCACUGCCCCACACACACUGCUGCCCCUUGCUGCUGGGGCCACUGCUGCUGCUCCCUGAUGCGCCAGUGCGGCUCUUGUCUGAUGUGGAAAACCAACACAAGGGUUCUGGUCUGGAAGAACCCAUGCACGGUGUGCUGUGCUGCACAGCCUGCCAUGAUGAUGUCUGGAAAGAUCACCAUGGCUGAACGCCAUGGAACAGCUGCCAGCCACCCGCCUGUGGAUAGGAAUACAGAUUAGGUGUCUGGAGAACACGUACUGCAGGUACAGCAAAGACUCCAUUGAUGCUGUAGGGGCAUGUUUCUACACUUUAUAUGCAAGUUUGUUCUGU